CGGAGUGAUUGUAGUAUUUUUUACCAUCGAAAAUUAUCAUGACCGAACCGUAGCACUCAUACGGACUACUAUUGCUAAGAAUAUAAUCUUAUGUCGCGCUUUGAUCGCUACAUUACUACAUUAUUUAUAACAGUGUUAUUUUUAAAUUUUAUCCCCGCAAUUUUAUCAAGCCACGAUGCAUCGGCAGGCGCUCGUGGGAACUAUUUCAUCCAUAAGUGGAUUAUAAUAAAGAUGCUCGAGUUUUGGUGAAUGUGUCGAGACAAUGGUGUAUCGAUUAUUUUGCGCAAACGAAAUGUCAUCCCGGUGCCGUAGUGUUAAUAUUAGAAGUCUAUGUUUGUGACCACGAUUACAAUUGUCUAGUUACCGAAUCUGAAAUAUUCGUGCUCAAAGUAACGGUUUUAUUUCAAUUUAAACUAGAACAGUGAGUAUCGUGUGUUAAUCAUGGCAAAUCCGAAUCGCGAUGGUGUCAGCACGCGUUUCUCUGAUAACUAUGAUCUUAAAGAAGAACUGGGAAAAGGAGCAUUCUCUAUCGUGAGACGAGCUGUCCAGAAGUCGACGGGAUAUGAAUUCGCUGCCAAAAUAAUCAACACUAAGAAGCUCUCAGCCAGAGAUUUUCAAAAAUUGGAAAGAGAAGCCCGAAUUUGUCGUAAGCUGCAACAUCCUAAUAUUGUAAGACUACAUGACUCCAUUCAAGAGGAGCAUUUUCAUUACCUCGUGUUCGAUCUCGUCACCGGCGGGGAACUGUUUGAAGACAUCGUGGCACGUGAGUUUUAUUCUGAAGCUGACGCUUCUCACUGUAUACAACAAAUUUUGGAGUCCGUUCAUCACUGCCACCAUAACGGGGUAGUGCAUAGGGAUCUGAAGCCUGAGAAUCUGUUAUUGGCUAGCAAAGCUAAAGGGGCUGCAGUCAAGUUAGCCGACUUCGGCUUAGCUAUUGAAGUGCAAGGUGACCAGCAGGCAUGGUUUGGGUUCGCGGGAACUCCUGGAUAUUUGUCACCUGAAGUACUCAAAAAAGAACCAUAUGGUAAACCAGUAGAUAUAUGGGCGUGUGGAGUGAUUCUUUAUAUUUUGUUGGUCGGCUAUCCACCUUUCUGGGACGAGGACCAGCACCGGCUUUAUGGACAAAUUAAAGCAGGUGCCUAUGAUUACCCAUCUCCUGAAUGGGAUACUGUAACGCCUGAGGCAAAGAGCCUUAUAAACCAAAUGUUAACCGUUAAUCCCAGUAAGAGGAUUACUGCAUCUGAAGCUUUGAAGCACCCAUGGAUUUGCCACCGCGAACGCGUGGCAUCUGUGAUGCACAGGCAAGAGACUGUAGACUGCUUGAAGAAGUUCAAUGCUCGUCGCAAACUAAAAGGCGCCAUUCUAACUACUAUGCUUGCUACCCGAAACUUCUCUGGGAAGUCUAUGGUCAACAAAAAAGGAGACGGCUCACAAGUAAAGGAGUCGACUGACAGCAGUACUACUUUGGAAGAUGAUGAUCUGGAUAAGGAUAAGAAGGGUGUAGACCGUGCUUGCACUGUAAUCUCCAAAGAGCAUGAUGACGAAGGACUUACUAAAGCUGAUUCAUUCGGCAAAGCCCGAGGUGAUAGCAAUGCGUCACAGCGUCGCUCAGAAGUAAUCAAAGCCACAGAGGUACUUAUAGAUGCUAUUAACAAUGGCGACUACGAUACAUAUUCCAAAUUAUGUGAUCCUAAUGUGACUGCUUUUGAUCCUGAUGUACUAGGUAACAUGGUUGAAGGAGUAGAAUUUCAUAAAUUCUUUAUUGAUAACACUCCUCAGCACGUAAAGGCCAAUACAACCAUACUUAAUCCUCGCGUCCACCUUAUUGGUGACGAUGGAGCUGUUAUAGCAUAUGUGUGUGUGACGCAGAGCGUCGAUGCCGAAGGUCGGCGAACCACACAACAAACUAAAGAAACUCGUAUUUGGCACAAACGCCACAACAAGUGGACAGCGAUACAUUUUCAUCGCUCCUAACUAGUCUCUUUUUCGAUCCCAACUUUUACGCCGAAGGAUGUUGGUCUAACGAAGCAAAGUAUUUGUAAUGGUGAAGCCAUAGCAACACGCGUAAGUUCAAACAUAAAAUAUAUAAUAUGAUUAGACCCUUCAAAAGUCCUACGGCAGCAACGUAAAUUAUAAAUAAAUACUUAAUAUCCAAUUCUGCUAUAAAAUUACACGAAUUUUAUUAGAAAUUCUUUGUAAUCUCAAGGAAUUAUGUUAAUUACAUAUAGGUAAAUGUUAUUAUCUACACCAAUAUAAGCAUUUCAAAAGUUCUUAUAACGUUAAAAGUCACUAUACUAUAUUAAAAUCUUUUACAUCACAAUGUGACUAAAAUGUGAUACCGUUUAAAUACCUAAUGCUUUGUACUAGUUCUAGUAGAGUGUACAACCAUUCUGAUCUCCACGAUCGAAACAAACAUCGAGGCAAACGUACCGAUGUUAUAUUAAAAUUCUCGAUCUAAUCAAAGUCAGAUCUGAUAAAAAUGAAUCUAUAUUGAAUAUAAAAGAUCGACAAGAAUUUCAAGAAGUUUAGAAUUAUUAGCACAUUUCUCAGUAAGUCUCUCUACAUUUUUAACUAUGAAUGUUUUGUCGUGCUUAAAAAUGGUGUUCUAUUUGUUAUCAAAUACCUAGUUAGUAAGGUUUAAGUAACUGAUGGUACAGUUAUUGGCACUACGCAUCUUACAGUGAAUGUUUCUAUAGAAUAUUCGUAAGAUUUUACUUCAACUAGCUAUUAGCUUGAGUGGAUUCCUUGUAACAUUUUACAUAUUUUAAGUGAAAUUAUAUCAAUUUCGUCAAUUUUAGAUUUAUUCUCAAUGUUGUUGUAUUAUUCAGCUUUUUAUUUAUGUUGCGUUAUUAUUGUUCAACGAGUACAUUGUUAUUCCUGGUUAUUAAAAUAUGUAUUACUUACUUAUAUUCAUGCGAUAGCUAAUAAUUUGAAAGUGAAAACUGUGCAAGAGAAUGGUCUGGUUGUUGGUACUUUAGCCACUAAUAAGAGGAGCUUUGUCAACCGUGAUAUUAAUGUGUAUUAAGAAAUAAAGUGUUUUUUGCACAGUUUCACUUAAGAAAAUGUGCUUUAACUAUUGGAUCUAAACCUAACUGUAAGUCUGCAGUAAAUUCAGUAUUUCCUAGAAAUAUAUUUAGAUAUAAAUAACAUUGAACCGUGUUUUUUACAAUUUUGUAACAUAUUUUAGGAUUUUAGUAUAGUUAGCAACACUUAAUUUGUAUAAACCUGAAAGGAGUUGGAAUUGUAAUUAUAAAAUGCAAUGCAUA
Molecule: messenger RNA, 3266 nt
Organism: Cydia amplana
Lineage: Eukaryota; Metazoa; Arthropoda; Insecta; Lepidoptera; Tortricidae
Gene: CaMKII
Product: calcium/calmodulin-dependent protein kinase type II alpha chain
Exons: 2
Coding region: 442-1974 (510 amino acids)
Biological process (GO): protein phosphorylation
Molecular function (GO): calcium/calmodulin-dependent protein kinase activity; ATP binding; calmodulin binding
Source: RefSeq, a predicted model, not a curated record